This is a messenger RNA of Sodiomyces alkalinus F11, 1740 nucleotides long. RefSeq lists its product as hypothetical. Gene Ontology annotation, biological process: protein ubiquitination. The coding region runs from base 1 to 1740 and encodes 579 amino acids. The transcript has 3 exons. NCBI's taxonomy places the organism in Eukaryota, Fungi, Ascomycota, Sordariomycetes, Glomerellales, Plectosphaerellaceae. The record is from RefSeq and is a predicted model, not a curated record. Gene Ontology annotation, molecular function: ubiquitin protein ligase activity.
AUGGCUUCCCAUAGCGCUAGCAGUGGCCCUGCCGAUGCCGCAAUCAGCGGCCGCGAGAGGGUCUUCUGCCACAACUGCGAGAAUGAAUGGUUCCGGGAUGUCAGCGGCCUCAUAUGUCCUCGGUGCGAUAGCGACAUAACCGAGAUUAUUGACCCCGAAAAUGACCCCCGCCAGUUCCACGAUGGACAGUCUCUUUCGUCGGGUGAUGGGAUGCCGCACCUCCGCCGAGCCGCCGACACCGACUCAGACCCGGAGGAGGCCGAUAUAGAGGAACAUGUCCAUCACGGGCCCCCUGGAUUUCACGUCCAUCGCACCAUCUGGAAUCACGGCGGACGCGGUGGGGACCCCCAUGGCCGCAGCUCCAGCUCGAACACGAGAGAUCGCAGCCAACCGCCCGACCCCAGCGACACGGACCAAAUUAUGUUUCGGUUCUUCGACAUGCUCAACACGUUUGGCGCUGGGCUCGGGUCCGGGCCGGCGCCUCGGCCUGCACAAGAGGACGACCCCUAUACACCCAGGCGUAAUUUCCGCAUGCCCGGUCCGACGUUCGGCAGCCCUGGAGGCCAGGUGAGGACGUUCACAACGAGAUCGGGCAACGGUGGGUUUACGAGCUUCACCAUCGCCACGGGACCCGUGCAUAUCGGUGGUGGCGGUCGUCGUGCCGCCGGUGAAUCGGGGAAUGAUGAGUUUCAAGCCGUCUUCGGUGACAUCCUGGGCGGAGUGGGUCCUCCGAACCCCGAAGGCAACAACCAGCCUGGGUCGGAACAGGGGCAGCCCCGGAACCCGGCCGAAAACUUGGCGAUCAGCCUUCAUCAGAUCCUGAACCUCCUAUCUCCGGCAACGGCUCGUCAUGGUGAUGCUGUGUAUACGCAGGAAGCGCUCGACCGCAUCAUCUCGCAAAUGAUGGAACAAAACCCUCAGUCGAACGCGGCACCGCCGGCUUCGGAAGCAGCCAUCAGCAAGUUGGAGCGGAAGAAGGUGGACGAUGCACUGUUGGGGCCCGAGGGCAAGGCCGAAUGUACCAUCUGCAUCGACGAACUGAAUAAAGGGGACGAGGUUGUGUUCCUCCCGUGCAAGCACUGGUUCCACGAGACAUGCGUGGUCAUGUGGCUUAAGGAGCACAACACUUGCCCGAUAUGCCGUUCUCCGAUUGAAGAGAGCAAUAAUAACAACAACAACAACAACAACAACAACAACAACAACAACAACAACAACAACAACAACAAUAACAACAACAACAGGAACAACGGCAGUUCUGGCGACUCUGCCGCCGGGCCGUCCAACUCGGGGACCGGCCCUCCCCCACCUGGCGGGGCUGGCGGGUGGAACGGCAUGCCUUGGGGAUUUCCGUCAGCUGGAGCAGGCCCGGCCCCGCAACCGUCCAGUCGAAUGCAAGGGCCGCACGUAUACCGGUGGUCUUUCCAGUUCCCGCCGAGGUCUACUCCGGACGGUCCUGAGGCGAACCCGUGGUCAGCAAGCCAGCGGCACAUGUCUCGAGACUCGGGCCCCAGAGCCAACCCCGAGACGUCACGCAGCCGGCGGAACUCGAUGUCGCCGCCUUACGAAUCGCCACCCAACCGAGCGCGGCAGCGUAGUCCGACGCCGAGCAGCUGGAGGCGGGAAGGGGCGCAGACGACGGGACGCUCGCAGAACCAGAGCCAGGGCCCGUUGGGCUGGAUCAGGAACCGGUUUUCACGGGCAUCGGGGUCUGGAGAUGGGGAUGCGACGGAGCGGAGAUGA